AUGAGUCCAUUCAUGAAGAGAUUAGUCCAUCGCUCAACUUCUCAUGAAGAUGUACUUCUAACAAUACCAAACAUGGCCAAAUCGCGAUUCGAAUACGUUAGACAAUUCGAAACCAAUGAAACUCUUCUACCGGAAACUUACAUUGUCGUGAGGAUCGAUGGCAAGAAAUUUCACGAAUUUUCCAAAACGUACAACUUCGAAAAACCCAAUGAUGUGCGCGCUCUAAAGCUCAUGAAUGCAAGCGCUAAAAACGUAGUUUUGAAGUAUCGUAAUGAUGUGGUGUGUGCGUUCGGCGAAAGCGACGAAUAUUCGUUCAUUCUGCGCAAAGAUACGGUUCUUUUCAAAAGACGACAAAAUAAGCUAAGCUCAUUAUUCGUAUCUCUCUUCACCGCUAACUACGUCGCAUUGUGGAGCAAGUUUUUCCCAGACAUGGCGCUAGAUUACAAACAUCUGCCUUUUUUCGAUUCCCGGUGCGUUUGUUACCCCAAUUUGACCACCAUAAAAGACUACCUGAGCUGGAGGUUCGUGGAUACUCAUAUUAAUAACCUUUACAACACUGUCUUUUGGCAAUUGAUUGUCAAGUGUGGUCUCACGCCGCAAGAAUCUGAACAGAAACUGUGCGGGACCUUGAGCAGCGACAAACAGGAGAUUCUAUUCACAGACUGUGGCAUAAAUUACAACGACGAACCAGAGAUUUUCAAAAAAGGAUCCCUCAUCAACAGAAAGGGUGAAGUAAUGCACAUUGACGUGAUAAAAAAUAUCGAUGCUCUGUUCGAAGGGUUUUGA
Molecule: messenger RNA, 786 nt
Organism: Lachancea sp. 'fantastica'
Lineage: Eukaryota; Fungi; Ascomycota; Saccharomycetes; Saccharomycetales; Saccharomycetaceae
Source: the annotation of a GenBank genome assembly